AUGUUUAGUCUGAAGAAUAUUGCUCGACAUCUUACUGAGCUAAAUCUAUUUCGUACAUUGAACAGCAAUGAAAACACACUUUAUAAUGAACGUCUUUCAACACGUUUAUAUUUAAUAUUACUUAAUAUAGGUAUAGUUACAAUAUUUCUUUAUAUGGUCUUAGCUAAACAAAUGAUUAUGUUCACAAUAAAUUGGCCUUCAAUAUUUGAUUAUGAAAAAUUAAUUAUUGCAGAUUCUGAUAGUACAAUUGAUUGUCCUUGUUCAUAUAUUGCUGUUGAAUAUCGAUCGUUUGUAACAACAGAAGCUUCAUUUCAUCAGAUAUGUUCAAGUGAUUUCGUAUCAGAAUUAUGGAUCAAACAAACAUAUCCUACAAAUCUUUCAUACAUAUAUCCAAUGGAUAUACGACGAUCAUUAAGUGCAUAUGCUCAAUUACUUCGUUCAUUUUGUUUACUUUCACAAGUGAUCGUAUAUGAUAGUAUGGUAAAAUUUGGUUCGUCUUCACUUAUUGCUGCUCGUUUAAUGUCUGAAUCAUCUGUGCAUAUUCAAGUUAAUAGUUCACUAGAAUUAAUACAGAGUACAUCAUCAAUAUCAUCUUUUUUACUUCCACUUCUAGCAAUUCGACGAACAACUUUUGGUAAUCAAUUAGUAUCAGGUUUAGGUACUAAUUUCUAUGCAGAAUCUCAAUACUUAGGCAGUGGUUAUCAAGGUGUAAUGAUAGAUAAUGCUUAUAUUGAUGAUAAUUCUACGGUACAAUGUUUUUGUCGGGAUUGGACAUCUCAAUGUCUUUUGAGUGCUGCUAUUUAUGAAUGGGAGAUUCCCAUAUUACAUACUAAUAUAAAUUAUUUAACAAAUUUUUCAUACAUAAUUGGUACUAAAGUUGGUUGCUUACCAAUUGAAUCAUUAUUAAGUUCAACACUUGAAUGUUAUUUUAAUGAAAAUUGUAUUCGUGUCUUGUUGAAAAUAUCUAAUACAUCUGAUCUAUUGUUUUUACCAUUAAAUCAAACAAUACAAAGUCGAUUCAAUAUAUCUUCAACUAUUGAAAUACUUCUCAAUAAUUUAUUUAUUGAAACAUGGACAACAUCUAUUAAUUACACGAAUUUUUUUAAUAAAUGUCAACCAACUCAUUGCACAUAUAUGUCAAUUACUUCAAAAUAUAGUCUCUUCUAUAUUUUUAAUACAAUGUUAGGUUUUAUCGGUGGACUUAUUGUUGGUCUUCGAUUUUUAAUACCAUUUAUAAUUCAAAUGAUACAUAGUAUAACUCGUUCAUUUCGUUAUAUUCAACAAUUAAUUGAAGGAAAUAACAACAAUCAAAAUAAUAACAAUUCGAUGACAAAUUUAACAAAUCAAACAAGAAUGAGAAUUCAUCUUCGUACAUAUAUGACUUGGAUUUGGACAAAAAUAAUUACAUUGGAUUUAUUUGAGCAAGCACCACAUCGUAAUUUAAUUCGAAAUCAUGUACAUUUAACUACUUAUAUUUACGUGAUUUUCUUAUCAAUUUCACUUAUAAUUCUUAUUAUUUAUAAUGCAAUAGGAAAACAAACGCAAACAAAAACUAUUUUAAAUCCUAAUUUAAAAACAUUUGAACAACUUGAACAAAUCUAUGGAGAAUUACUUGAAUGUCCAUGUUCAAAUAUUGCUAUUGCUCAUCAAUAUUUUAUACAUUUUGAAAAAGUUUAUCAUCCUAUUUGUACAAGUGAAUUAAUAUCACCAAAUUUUUAUGAAAUUUUUACUCGUUUUUCAUGGAUUUCUUCAUCACUUGAAUUAAAUUCUGUUAGUACAUGGUAUUUUCAAUUAUUAAAUACAUUUUGUUCAUUAUCAAAUUCGACAGUAAUUAAUGCACAAAGAGUUUUUGAUGCUACAGAAUGGAUUACGACUAUAACACCAUCUCGUCGAAUAUUUAAUAAUCGUGCACAUAUUAUUGUUAACUAUUAUAUCAAUCAUACACGUAAUCAAUUUAUAAAUACUCUUGAAAUACUUCGUGAAAUAUCAUCUACUUCUCAGUUAAUGUCUGUCUAUCAAUCUUCAUACAAGCUAACAAUUAUUAAUAGAUUAUCAUUAGUACGUUUUGAUCCUACAUUAUUUCUUGGUUUUGCUAAUAAUAAAACAACAACUUGUUCGUGUAUUUAUAAUUCUUAUUGUUCUACAGAAGCAGGUCAAUUUCAAUAUAAUUAUCCAUCUAUCAUUCCAAUAGGACGUUUAUGGACUACGCCAGGUAUUAAUAUAAGUUGUACACCAAUUGAUUCUCUUAUGCAAUCAACACUUGAAUGUUGGUAUGAUGAAAAUUGUAUUGGAAAAGUAAAAUCUUAUUUUGUUAGUGAUUCAAAUCCGAUAACACUCAAUAUAAGACCUCUGAAUUUACCUAUUAAUUUUCAAUCAAACACAACAAUUCAAGAAAUUAUUGAUAAUUUAAUGCUUGACAAAUGGGAAGCUUCAAUAUCAGAUGAUAAUUUUUUUGUUGAAUGUGCACCAAUUUUAUGUACUUAUACAUAUGCAGAUCAUAAUCAUGUAUUCUAUGUAAUUAGCUGUGUUAUUGCACUUUUUGGAGGUUUAAAUAUGGCUUUAUACAUUCUUACACCAUUUGUUGUGAAGACAGCUGUGAAAAUUAUUUCAAUAAAACAAAUUCAAAAUAGAGAAAAUGUUAUCUUCAGCAUACGACAUCGAUUUUAUGUUAUACUGAAUAAUAUUUAUCAAUCUUUUCUUCGAUUGAAUCUUUUUACUCAUCAAUCAAGCGAUAGAUCAACAAUACAAUAUGAACGAACAUCAACUCGUUUAUAUCUCAUUUGUCUUUUUACUUCAACAUUUGCUCUUCUUAUAUAUAUAUGUGUAUCUUAUGAAACAAAAACAAUAACUAUUAAAUCUCCUCUUCAAUCAACAUACGAAAAUCUUUUAAUUAAUUAUCCAAAUACCCGUAUUCAAUGUCCUUGUUUACGUAUCUCAAUUCCUUAUCAAACAUUAAUAACAAUUAAAUUUGAUUUACAUCGAAUAUGUCAAAGUGAUUUUGUAUCGUUAUCAUGGCUUGAUUUAACAUUUGGUGAUGGUAAUUGGUCAAUUUAUGAUCAACGUGAUUUUCGUAUUCGUAGUUUUGCUUAUUUUAAACAACUUGCUUCACUUUGUACAUUAGUCAAUCAUAUUCUUAUUAAUGAAUUAAAUAAUUUUGGUCAAAAUGAAUUUAUUAGUACACAACUGAUAUCUUCAAAAACGUUUGAAGCACAAUUACAAACAACGUUAAAUGAUUUUCGUACAUCAAUAUCAACUACAUUUAUACGUACACUUCAACUUUUUCGUGAUACAAUACAAGGAAAUCAAAUAAUAUCGAUUUAUACAACUAAUUGGAUAUUUACUCCUGGAUCAUCUAUUUGGAAUCGAUUUAAUACAAAACCUUUGUCUCAUGGAUUCAAUUGUUCAUGUGCUAUAUCAAAUGAAUGUGUUGAAUCUGCAGCUAUCUAUUUAUCAAACAGUACUCGAUUCAAUAUUCCAGGUCUUGUUCUUGGUUGUUUACCAAUUGAAUCUCUUCUUCGUUCAACACUCGAAUGUUUUCAUAAUCAAACAUGUGUUAAUACACUUAUAACGUAUUUGAAUAAUACUUCUAUCAAUAAAACAAUUUUUAAUGCUCUUGAUUCAACAAUUUAUAGUGGAUUUUUUCCAAAUAUGACUAUCAAUGAACUCGUAAAUAAUCUCUUUGUAGAAAGUGAAUCAUGGAAAGCAAAUAUAUCUUAUACAUCAUUUUAUUCUCAAUGUCAACCAACAUUCUGUACAUAUACGAUUAUUAAACGAAAUAGUGCUCUGUUUAUCUGUACGAAUAUUCUUGGUUUAUAUGGAGGAUUAAUGAAAACAUUUCGUCAUGUUAUACCAGCAAUGAUGGCUAUUUAUAUAUUUAUUUUACGUAAAAUGUGUUGUAUCCAAAACAAUUCAAUCACUCCACAAAUAGUAGUCAUCGAUUCGACUACGAGUGUUGAAAUGAAAUGA
Messenger RNA from Rotaria sp. Silwood2, 3966 nucleotides. The record is from the annotation of a GenBank genome assembly. Lineage: Eukaryota; Metazoa; Rotifera; Eurotatoria; Philodinida; Philodinidae.